Molecule: messenger RNA, 129 nt
Organism: Anisakis simplex (herring worm)
Lineage: Eukaryota; Metazoa; Nematoda; Chromadorea; Rhabditida; Anisakidae
Source: the annotation of a GenBank genome assembly
AUGUCAUGAUAUACAAUCGAAUUGGAGCAUGGUCCAUUCAAAUGGAGUGUGGUGAAGCGGAAUAAAGACUUCGCAGUGCUGGCUGCAAGGCUUUUGACACACAGAGCCGCUGAACGAAUUCGUGCUCCA